UGUAUCAGACUGAGACUGGAGGAAGCAGCGAGCGACUCGACUGGUCGGCAAACCAGCUCUGCCCCGGGAAAUACUGAAAAAUCCGACUGCUAGCCACAUAAACCGCAGGGAUGGCAGCCAUCCGUAAGAAGUUGGUGAUAGUGGGUGAUGGAGCUUGUGGGAAGACCUGCCUUCUGAUUGUCUUUAGCAAGGACCAGUUCCCUGAGGUCUACGUCCCCACCGUGUUCGAGAACUAUGUUGCUGACAUUGAGGUGGAUGGCAAACAGGUGGAGUUGGCUCUCUGGGACACAGCGGGUCAGGAGGACUAUGACAGGCUGAGACCUCUCUCCUAUCCAGACACUGAUGUCAUUCUCAUGUGCUUCUCCAUAGACAGUCCUGACAGCUUGGAAAACAUUCCGGAGAAGUGGACCCCAGAAGUCAAACACUUCUGUCCCAACGUUCCCAUCAUCCUGGUAGGAAACAAGAAAGACCUGCGUAACGACGAACACACACGUCGAGAGCUGGCCAAGAUGAAGCAGGAGCCAGUGAAGUCAGAGGAGGGCCGGGACAUGGCCGGACGAAUUGCAGCAUUUGGGUACAUGGAGUGCUCUGCUAAGACCAAGGACGGUGUGCGGGAGGUGUUUGAGAUGGCCACCAGGGCGGCACUGCAGGCCCGCCGCGGAAAGAAGAGCAAUAAAUGUGUACUGCUGUAAAAUGGCCGACAUACUUGGACUGUUUUCAUCCUGGGCUACUGUACAUGGGGCUAGGGCUCGGGAGGGACUGAGGGAUUACUAGAUGGGAGAGGGAGGGAGGGGAGGAAAAGCAGUAAACUACUACCGCUGUAAAAUGGCUAUUUGUUGGACUGAAUUUACCAUGGGACUUGGGUUUUGGGGAAGCUUUGAUUGACCGGGUUGGGUGGGUGGAUGGAUGGAUGAGGGACGAGGGAGCGCAGUAAAUGACUACUGCUGUAAACCACUGGGCUCUUUACCUGUGGGUUUACCAUCAAGGUGGGAAAUUUACACCACCCUUGUCAAGUGUCACAAGCCACUUACACUGAUAAAGAACAUUAGGAGAUCUGGUCCUUUCUAAAAAUCUAGCUGACUGGUAAAACUGGUGAAAGUGCUGGUGAAUUAUAGGACGUUACAGUGACUGUGUUCAGUGUGGACAACAAAAAAGGUUUAGGUGACUUGCCAGAUGGAGGGGGACUAACGGAGAGCACAGUAAAUGAGUACCACUGUAAACGGCCACCAGUGGAUUAUUUAUCCCCCAGGUGUUGAUACCUGCAAUUAGGGCUAGAGCAGUGUGGAUUUGGACAGAUGAAGGGAUGGGAAGAAUGAAGCACAGUAUGUGGGUGUGACCAUGAUGAGACUGUAUACACCAAACCAGGGCAAAAAUGGCAGUUUUCAUAGAUUUGUACAUUCAGCUUUCUUGUUAUAGGAUGUAGUUACCUGGACAUGUUAUUUCAGCAGCUCCAGAAGUAGACAAAUCACCAGUAAACUGUAUGAAUCAAGCACUCCUCAAAAUGGUGCAUUAAACAGGUUUGAGGUUGAAUAGCUUGCAGUUCAGUUCGAGAACAAAGAAAAAGAUAUUUCUCCUGUAAAUUUGGGCAUUUAGAAAAGUUUGUCUAGAGAAGGUUGUUGUAUAAACGAUAUUAAAGUGGUUAAGUGGU
This is a messenger RNA of Xiphias gladius (swordfish), 1648 nucleotides long. RefSeq names its product ras homolog gene family, member Ab (gene rhoab). Lineage: Eukaryota; Metazoa; Chordata; Actinopteri; Istiophoriformes; Xiphiidae. Bases 111 to 692 code for a protein of 193 amino acids. Gene Ontology annotation, cellular component: dendritic spine; cleavage furrow. Gene Ontology annotation, biological process: cell migration; small GTPase-mediated signal transduction; stress fiber assembly. Gene Ontology annotation, molecular function: GTPase activity; GTP binding. The transcript is spliced from 5 exons. The record is from RefSeq and is a predicted model, not a curated record.